Molecule: messenger RNA, 927 nt
Organism: Cotesia congregata
Lineage: Eukaryota; Metazoa; Arthropoda; Insecta; Hymenoptera; Braconidae
Source: the annotation of a GenBank genome assembly
AUGUUCGCAAUUGAUUUAGUAAAAGUUAAAUACAUGUUUUUCAAAAUUAUUGGAUUAGCGCCAUUCACAUUUGAAAAUGUUGAAAAAUUGGAUGAAUGUAACUUAAAAACAAUAAAAAUGAAGCAUUCACAACUUGGAAAUCUAUACAAUAGUGUGCUAAUAAUACUUACAUUUAUAUUGGGUGCUAUCGUUUUGAAACAGCUUCUCCAUAAUGAUUUACCUCAUACAUCAAAAAUUAUUGACUUAAUAUACAUUAUCAAAGCAGUUGUGGGUGUUGUUGUGUUGUUGUCAUUAUGGAUAAUAAUGAUUUUGUAUCAAUCAAAAGCCGUCAAAUUAAUAAAUACUAUGAUAGAAAACAAUAAAAUGAUUAAUAAUAAUCGAAAUUUGUGUGGUGUUUUUUCACUGAAUCAAUUCGAAUACCGAAUAACAAUUUUGAAUAUAAUAAAUUCGUGUAUAUGGUUCGGCACACUUGUUACGUAUCCAUUCGCAUAUGAAAUCUCACUAUCUCUUAGCAUAAUUGUUUAUUUACCAGCAUUUAUUUCUUGUUGUUUACUGAUGCAAUACGUGAUUAUGGUGGAACUACAGAAGAAGAAGUUCUUCAGCUUGCACACGGCAUUUGUAAAACUAACAACGAGAAUACGUUUUUCAGAUGAGAGAAUAAUUACACGAAUAAUUAUCGACCUCAGGCGAAUCUACGAAAUGUUUUAUUCUACAACUGAAGAAAUAUCUCGUUAUUAUUCACUGCCAGUAUUCCUAAUUAUUAUAAAUUCUUGUGGGAAGAUAUUUUUUCUUACUUAUAAUAUAUUGCAUCCACUGAUCUAUGAAAACUCUCCUUAUAAACAUGCGAAGUCAGUCACCGAAAUCCAUUUAGUAUUUAAUUUGAUCAUGGAAGGAUUUCCUAUUGUUGUUUUGACUUAUGAAGUUACU